Molecule: messenger RNA, 745 nt
Organism: Hirundo rustica (Barn swallow)
Lineage: Eukaryota; Metazoa; Chordata; Aves; Passeriformes; Hirundinidae
Product: adenosine 5'-monophosphoramidase HINT1-like
Source: RefSeq, a predicted model, not a curated record
CGCCCCGCGGGCAGCAGGUCGACGAGGACGGACCCGCCAAGGGGGCGGGGAAAAGCGAAAAAGACAGGCGAGACAGCAAAUCGAGACGCGGGCCACGAUCCGUCGCCCCAAUGGGCGCCGCGGAGGGCCGGGCUUAGUGGAGGAAGUGUCGGGGCGGAGACGGGCGUUGUCUUUUGCCUGCGAGAGUAUCGGGGUGCUGUCUUCUUGCUGUGGUGGCGCCACUAUUGUCUUCGGAAAGUUCAUAGCAAGGCGUUUUCCUGGUAUCGUCAGCGAAGGGGACGAGGAGAGAAGGACCUCCGACGUGCUGUGGUUCCGUGAUCGUUCGCCCCUAGACGCGACGCUUUUCCUAGUCAUGCUUGAGGAGCCAGUUAUUGAGUUGUCUGAAGCAGGAGAUUCUGGUGAAUCUCUUCUUGGGCAUGUAAUGAUUGUUGGCGAGAUGUGUGUUGCUCCCCUGGGCCUGACCAAUGGAUUCCGGAUGGUUGUGGAUGAAGGGCCCGAGGGUGGGCUCUGUCUAUCGCAUACAUCUACCCGUUCUGGGUGGCCGUCAGGUGGGCUGGCCGCCUGGCUAAGAUUUUGGCACCGCAAGAGUUGCUGCACGUGUACGAAUCGCCGCUGAAUGGAUUUCAUCUGUUGCCCAUCAAUCCAGCGGCUUUUGAUGAAUCACUUUUUUUUGCCGCGUGCCUGUGGAAGGUAAUAAAAGCUUUGAGCAGCAUUUGCACAAUAAAGAUUUGUCAUGGGGAUAUCA